Molecule: messenger RNA, 1610 nt
Organism: Drosophila serrata
Lineage: Eukaryota; Metazoa; Arthropoda; Insecta; Diptera; Drosophilidae
Source: RefSeq, a predicted model, not a curated record
AUGCGCCAGCGGUUGGGGCAGCAACUGCACCGCCAGCGGUUGCAGCAGCAGAAGCAGCUGCAGCAACGGCAACAGCAACAGCAACAAGCACGCUCACGAACACAGUCGCAGCCACAGCAGCAAUCCUUGCACGAGGGGGUUUUGAUCAAUAGCUGCAGUACCCAGACUCUGGCCUCCAGCUUCUGGCAACCGCAACCUUUGAGAUUGGGACCAGCUCCAGGGAGCAGGGAACAAUUGCAGCAGUCCACCUUUGAGGAUUACCGGAAGAACCUAUUCGGUACCCUCAGGCGGCAUGGCAGCGUAGAGGACGAGGAUGCGGAGCUGCAGGACGAGUCUUUCAUUGUGAAUGCAGCCUUUGAUGAGAUCUUCGCCCGCUACGACGACGAGAACGAAGAGGAAAAGGCAGCAGAGCGGAGCCACACGCAGACGCAGACCACCACCGAUGACAUCUUCGAGGACGAGCACAUGCUGGUGAGCCUCAGCGAGCUGGACGACGAGGUGUUUGCCAGUAGGGCGCAGACGGCCUGCACCACGCCCACCAAAAAUGCGGCAGGGCGAACGCCCAAGCACAGCACUCCGCAGCUUAAUCUAAACAAAUAUCCUGCCCCGUCUCCACCCCGAUCCCGCACCCUAACGAAUCUCUUCGAGCGGCUCAAGUCGCAGGACCACAAGCUGCAAAAGUACCCCGGAGAGGCCACGCUCAACGAGGCGGCCGACUUCAACCGGGGCUCCACCGUCAGCAAGUCCUUUGUGCAACAGAUGAGGAAGCCAUCGCACAAGCAGAAACGGGCACCAAGGCCACCGCCCAAGCCACAGUCCCGAUCCCAGGUGGCCAUUGCCCAUGUGACGCCGCUGAGGAAGGCCCUGAUCUUCCCGAAGCGAUCCAAGUCCUCCAGCGAACUGCUGCUCGACGACCUGGGCGUCCAAGCGCGUAAGUAUCACCGAUGGACGGAGCAGGGAUCAGCGCUGUAGACAGGAUCCGUGGGCACCCAGUUAUGCACCUGUUUCUCACCCGUUGACCAGUUUGACCCACCUAGAUAUUAAAUCGAUUCUCACGUACUAUGUAUAUUUCCGUUUACCCAGAGGCGACGCUUUUGUAGACUAAGUGACCCUAGUGACCCCGACCCCUACCUUCGAAUCUCCGACUCCCCCAAGCAGGCAGACCCCCAAAACCGAUCCCGAAUCCGAUGUAGAUGAGAAUGAGGAGAGUGCAGCUAUCCCGCCGCCAUAACGGAAGAUACAGAUACGACCCGCAGCGAACCCAAAGAGAAUUGAGCCAUACAAGGAUAAGCACCCGCAGAACUAAACUUAUUUCGUAAUUACCCGUAAAUAAAUUAAAUUAAGCCAAGUACAUUAAUCGAAAAUGCAUGAAAAUCAAAUUAAAGAUGACUAACCAUAUUUACAUAAAUGUGUACGCAUAAAUUACUGUACAAAUAGGACCGAAGAAGCCCCCAGCGCACUGAGGGAUAGAUAUGAAAGUGAAAAUCAAAAGGCAGAUCGUGCUCUCAACCUAGUGCAAGUUAUUAACGAGUACAAGUUUGUCUCUUCAAUUACUGUUUAAUUUCAUCAAUGAAUAUAUAUACCAAACAAUCCCGAUAUACAUCUAUACA